AUCUGUCUUAUCGUUUGGUUGGCUACUGUAAACGUACCACAUACUCGCUAAUCAUAGUAUGUCAUUAAUGUUGUGACGUGUAUAUUUUUUUUAUUUGAUCAAACUCGGAGUAUUAAACGCUCGUAAAAUAUUAGUGCGAUUAUAAAAAUACUUUUAGAUAUAAUAAAAUGAUGCAAGAUGAGGAUCUCGGCGGUCCUGCGAAACGGAGUACUGUGUUCCAAGUUGCUAAGAGGAUAUCACAGAUAUAUCAAAGCUACCUGGAUUUGUGGACUCCACAUGUUUUCACCAGAUGGCUAUUUGCUGGAGCUCUAUUAGUCAUAUUUGUUCUACGUAUUCUUUUAUCGCAAGGAUGGUAUAUUAUUAUAUACGCCCUUGGAAUCUAUCACCUUAAUUUAUUUAUAGGUUUUCUAACGCCAAAAAGUGAUCCAGCAAUGGAGUUUGAUGAUGGAGAUGGUCCGGAACUGCCGACUAAAGCUAAUGAAGAAUUCAAACCUUUCAUGAGACGCUUACCAGAAUUUAAAUUUUGGUAUUCAGUCACCAAGUCAACUGUUAUUGCUUUAAUAUGUACGAUGUUUAAUGUUUUCAACAUUCCUGUCUUUUGGCCCAUCUUAGUGAUGUAUUUCAUUACAUUAUUCUGUAUAACGAUGAAACGGCAAAUAAAGCAUAUGAUCAAGUAUCGUUAUCUACCAUUUACUCAUGGUAAACCAAAAUACCAAAAUCAUGAAAAUAAUGUAAGGAUAAUGAGUAAAUGAGGAUCAAUUUUAAAUAUAAAAAGUAUAUUCGUUGAUUGAAAGUGCGUAAAUGUGUGUAGGAUUGAUUUAUUGAUUAAUUUAAAUUGUUUAUAAAUAAUAAGAAGAAACAGUUGGAAUGAAAAAACUAUGCCUGGUCAUAUGUAAGUAAUAAUAUUCGUUCUAAUUAUUUUUUGCGUCUUGAUAAUAUAUGACUUUGAUAAUCACAUAAAAACUGCGAAAAAACGAGUUAUAAAGGAAAAGUUAAAGCGAAUGUAACAAGAAUAUAAAAUUUAAUCUCCAUUUGUAAUAAUUAAUUAAGAUUAUGCUCAUGUAUAAACAUGUCUUGUCCACAUUUGUAUCAUAAAUCUUGUACAAAGAAUCAUUUGCAGUCGUGCACAUCAAUCUUUAAAAUGAACUAUAAUAAUAAUAAUAACAAUAGUAAUAAUAAGAAUAAACAAAUUGAUUCAUUAA
Chelonus insularis is the source of this 1202-nucleotide messenger RNA. RefSeq names its product protein RER1. Gene Ontology annotation, biological process: retrograde vesicle-mediated transport, Golgi to endoplasmic reticulum; protein retention in ER lumen. NCBI's taxonomy places the organism in Eukaryota, Metazoa, Arthropoda, Insecta, Hymenoptera, Braconidae. The record is from RefSeq and is a predicted model, not a curated record. The transcript is spliced from 6 exons. Gene Ontology annotation, cellular component: Golgi membrane. Bases 168 to 752 code for a protein of 194 amino acids.